This is a messenger RNA of Tripterygium wilfordii, 1633 nucleotides long. Its product is annotated as deoxyhypusine hydroxylase-B. Gene Ontology annotation, biological process: peptidyl-hypusine biosynthetic process. NCBI's taxonomy places the organism in Eukaryota, Viridiplantae, Streptophyta, Magnoliopsida, Celastrales, Celastraceae. The record is from RefSeq and is a predicted model, not a curated record. The transcript has 7 exons. The coding region runs from base 103 to 1023 and encodes 306 amino acids. Gene Ontology annotation, molecular function: deoxyhypusine monooxygenase activity.
AGAGGUGCUCUCCUCGAGUGGGAUCGUAACUUCGUGGAACCAGAAUCUACUUGCUGAUCGGCUGCUUGGACGACCCAACGCCGCCGUCUUCAUCGCCAACGGAUGGGUUCCUUGAAAGAGACUGCAUCAUCAUUGCCGAUGGAGAAAUUUCUUUGUGAACGGUUGCUGGAUCCGACCCAACCCAUAUCGGAGCGCUUUAGAGCUCUCUUCUCUCUCCGCAACCUCAAAGGCGCCGGCCCCCGAGACGCACUCAUACGUGCAACAAGAGAUUCUUCAAAUUUGUUGGCCCACGAGGCUGCAUUUGCAUUGGGUCAGAUGCAAGAUACUGAAGCUAUUCCUGCUUUAGAAUCAGUUCUCAAUGAUUUUUCUUUGCAUCCUAUUGUUCGUCAUGAGGCUGCAGAAGCUCUUGGAGCAAUUGGUUUAGAAAGUAAUAUUCCUCUUUUGCAGAAUAGUUUGCUUGUAGAUCCAGCUCCAGAGGUUCAGGAAACCUGCGAGUUGGCUCUCAAACGAAUUGAGGAAUUGAAGACUGUUGUUGAUGGUGAUGGCACGUCCUCUACUGAAAAAUCACCUUUCAUGUCGGUUGAUCCAGCUGCGCCAGUUUCUUCUUGUUCCUCUGUUGAUGAGCUGAGGGAUAUUCUUCUGGAUGAAGAGAAAUGCAUGUAUGAUCGGUAUGCUGCAUUAUUUGCACUUCGAAAUCGUGGUGAAGAUGCAGCUGUUUCUGCAAUAAUUGAUUCUUUGGGUGGCAAAAGUGCUCUGUUGCGGCAUGAGGUUGCCUAUGUAUUGGGCCAAUUGCAAAAUAAUGCUGCUUCUGCUGCACUAAGUGACAUUCUCAGGGAUGUGAAUGAGCAUCCAAUGGUUAGACAUGAGGCUGCUGAGGCCCUUGGUUCUAUUGCUGAUGAACAUAGUAUUGCACUCCUCGAGGAAUUUGCAAAAGAUCCCGAGCCUAUUGUGUCUCAGAGCUGUGAAGUGGCCUUGAGCAUGUUGCAAUAUGAAAGAUCGGGAAAAUCAUUUGAGAUUGGUUGAGCUUGUUUUAGUUUGUCAAUGGCGUGCAUUGGAUUGAAUUGUUUUCUGCAUACAAGCUAUAGCAGGAUGCUUGCAUUGCAUUUGCCUCAUGUGCAGAGGAAGAACCGUUUAAUCCAAUCCAAAACCAAUGCGUGUCUCCCAUUGUGAGUAGAGGGGGAGAGAUAAGAUUUGCAUUUUAAAUUCUUUUCCAAGCUAUGUCAUCUGAAGGUGGCUGUGGGAAGUGAGGCUAGGAAGAUGUGAUGCAGUAACAUAUGAGGUAAGAGCUUUGACACAGAAUAGACUUUUCUGGUGCGAAAAUCCAUAUUCGUGUGUUAGAUGACGAACCUUUCAUGCUUCUUUUUCUUCGCAAUCCCUACCAAUUAUAUUUGGGUUGCCCCAUAUCUCUUUCCUUCUGAGGCUUCAACUUCAACUUCAACUUCAACACUCUGCUAACGUAAUGGAAGUUUUCCACGUGUGUGCUGAUGCAAAGAUAAUCAUGGUUACAUUCUUGCCAUUCACUCACAUUUUUCCAAAUUUGCUUGUUCGACAGUAGUCAGCAAAGUUGUAACAUUCAGUUUUUGUUGUUUUCUGCAAUAAAAUAAGGAUAAGCAACAAGUAUUAUCAUGAGAUA